AUGGAGGAAUGCGACCACGCUAGAGCCACUACUGUCAUGAUCAAGAACGUGCCGUAUCACUUUCAGUUUAAAGACCUGAUUUCGAUAUUGGACGAGCACUGCUUCCAGCAGAAUCAAAGUUCUCAGCGGGCAUCUUCUCUUUCCAUGUAUGAUUUCGUCUAUCUGCCAAUGGAUUACAAGAAAUUUGCAUAUGAGAAUAAGCAAUCGAAUCUGGGCUACGCCUUUGUGAAUUUCACCACAGCAAGAGCUGCGUUUCUUUUUUUCAAACGAUUCAAUCAACGUAAAUGGCCUGGUCACGAGAACUGGAAGUUCUGUGAGGUUGCGAAAGCCCAGAUUCAGGAUGCAGUGGCUGUUGUCCAGAGCCUCUCCGAUGUUUCCACUGUCUCCCUGGCAUUGAAACAGGCUUUCAUGGAAUCAGGAUUGAGUGAAGUAAUAAGCGGAAUGAAUGAUACGGGCACAAGGUUGAGGGGCUGA
This is a messenger RNA of Neltuma alba, 474 nucleotides long. Its product is annotated as protein terminal ear1-like. Gene Ontology annotation, molecular function: nucleic acid binding. Lineage: Eukaryota; Viridiplantae; Streptophyta; Magnoliopsida; Fabales; Fabaceae. The transcript is spliced from 5 exons. Bases 1 to 474 code for a protein of 157 amino acids. The record is from RefSeq and is a predicted model, not a curated record.